This is a messenger RNA of Calypte anna (Anna's hummingbird), 1786 nucleotides long. RefSeq names its product CDC like kinase 1 (gene CLK1). The coding region runs from base 146 to 1666 and encodes 506 amino acids. The transcript has 13 exons. Gene Ontology annotation, cellular component: nucleus. Gene Ontology annotation, biological process: protein phosphorylation; regulation of RNA splicing. Lineage: Eukaryota; Metazoa; Chordata; Aves; Apodiformes; Trochilidae. Gene Ontology annotation, molecular function: protein tyrosine kinase activity; ATP binding. The record is from RefSeq and is a predicted model, not a curated record.
AAAGGGGUGCGGCUGUGCCCCGCCCGUCGCUCCGUGACGCGGAGCCGCAUCCUCCGGAGCGGGACCGGCGGAUCCAGAAGUUUCCCGGCGCCGCCAUUUUGUAAUCGGGUCGGGGGUUCGGCAGCGGCAGCCUUAGGGAUCAUCCAUGACGGGGGACAGCGGCAGCUCCCGGGGAAAGCGGCGGCAUUCCCGAGCUCUGGAGGUGCGGUAUUCCAGGGAUAAAAAAGAAACUCCUGAUCCCAGGGAAUGCAACAGUGCUCCUAAGAGAAAGAGGACAUCCUGCAGUGGUGCACAGGAGGACAAGCACUGCAAACACAACCUUUCUAAACCUCCUGACAGUGCCCACUCAGAAUCCAGAUCUGUUUAUGAGAGAGACCGUCACGAGCGACGCUACGUUGAGGAGUACAGAAAUGAGUACAAUCCAGGAUGUGACACUGGGCACCACAGCAGCAAAUCCUCUGGUCACAGUGGGGCAAGUAGCCACAAAAGGAGACACAAGACACGUCACACUGCCUGUCAUCAUCAUCACUCACAGAAGAGUCAUCGAAGGAAAAGAUCCAGGAGUGUAGAGGAUGAUGAGGAGGGUCACCUGAUCUGUCAGAGUGGAGACGUACUAAGUGCAAGAUAUGAGAUUGUUGCUACUUUGGGUGAAGGUGCUUUUGGGAAGGUCGUGGAAUGCAUCGAUCACAAAGAGGAAGGCAGACACGUAGCUGUCAAAAUAGUAAAAAAUGUUGAUAGGUACUCAGAAGCAGCUCGUGCAGAAAUACAAGUACUGGAACACCUCAACGCGUCGGAUCCCAGCAGCACAUACUGUGUCCAGAUGUUGGAAUGGUUUGAGUACCACGGCCAUGUCUGCAUCGUGUUUGAGCUGCUGGGGCUCAGCACCUAUGACUUCAUCAAAGAGAACGGGUUCCUGCCCUUCCGCCUCGACCACAUCAGGCAGAUGGCCUAUCAGAUCUGCAAGUCUGUCAACUUUUUGCAUUCCAACAAGCUGACACAUACAGACCUGAAACCUGAAAAUAUUUUAUUUGUGAAGUCUGACUACGUAGAAGAGUACAACCCCAGACUGAAAUGUGACGAGCGCAGACUGAAAAAUCCUGACAUCAAAGUUGUGGACUUUGGGAGUGCAACUUAUGAUGAUGAGUACCACAGCACCCUGGUGUCUACAAGGCAUUACCGAGCUCCUGAAGUGAUCCUAGCCCUGGGAUGGUCCCAGCCCUGUGAUGUUUGGAGCAUAGGAUGUAUUCUCAUAGAGUACUACCUUGGCUUCACAGUGUUUCCGACCCAUGACAGCAAAGAACACCUGGCAAUGAUGGAACGAAUACUGGGGCCUCUGCCAAGUCACAUGAUAAAGAAAACCAGGAAGCACAAGUAUUUCCGUCACGACCGGCUGGACUGGGACGAGCAGAGCUCCGCGGGCAGAUACGUGUCCAGGCGCUGCAAGCCCCUGAGGGCUUUCAUGACCUGCCACGACUCGGACCACGAGAACCUCUUUGACCUCAUUGGGAAGAUGCUGGAGUAUGACCCAGCCAAGCGCAUCACUCUGGAAGAAGCACUGAAACAUCCUUUCUUCUUCCCACUGGAACAGGAAAGAAAGGUGCUGCCACCUGGAGCUGAGCAGGCUGGCAGAGAUGUCAGUCCACCAAAGAAAUACAGAAAAUCCUAAUUAUUUAUUCCAUUAUUUUGUAAAUGCCCUGUUUUGUAUUUCAGCUUUUUUUAGAUACUGAAGUUUAAUCCAGCUGCUGGCAUGAAACUUGUUGAAAAAGAUCUUGAUGAAUUUGGUUUU